AUGAUACCAACUACUCACCCACCUGUCAAACCCCAGAGAAUUCAGGAACUAUUCCCCGAUGCCAUCAUAUCAAAAAUCACUCCAGCACCUGAGCACCCCCGUUACAAUUAUGACGGUUUCGACCCGGGACGUCGAGUUCUAGAAGCAGGUCAUGUCCGCUAUCCGGGUCGCAGGCCGUUCGGUGUACGAACUAUAUAUGAGCGAGACCAAGCCAUUAUUGUUCGCGAUGGCGCUCGCCUAUACGCAGAUAUCUUCCGCCCCCAGUCAUCAGAUACACAGCCUGUCCCGUGUAUCCUUCCGUGGAGCCCGUACGGUAAAACUGGGACUGGUCCUCAAAAUUACGACUUCAUGGCACCCUAUCGAGCGGGAAUCGCCCUUGAUCGCACAUCAGGCUAUGAAAAGUUUGAGGCCCCAGAUCCUGCCGACUGGGCCGGACGUGGCUAUGCUGUGUUGAAUAUUGAUGCUCGUGGUGCUGGGCAUAGCGAAGGAGUUAUCGCACGCUGGGGCAUUCAAGAAGCAGAAGACAUUUACGAUGUCAUCGACUGGCUGUCUAAACAGCAUUGGUGCAACGGCUCUGUCGUUAUGGCAGGAAAUUCAUGGUUGGCUAUAUCGCAAAUCAACUUUGCUUCAAGAAUGCACCACCCGGCACUGAAAGCGAUUGCACCCUGGGAAGGUUAUACGGACCUGUAUCGUCACUACGUUGCCAGGGGUGGACGCCCGCAUAUUCCUGGCUUUCACCGGAUGAUCUCAAAUGGCCUUGCAGGGCCUGAAGGUGUUGAGAAUGUUGUGGCUAUGCUGAAGAAACAUCCGUUGUACGACGACUACUGGGAGGCCAAGAGAAUUCCUGUGGAGAGCAUCUACAAUAUUCCCAUGUACGUUGUUGCUUCGUACUCAAGCAUGUUACACACGUAUGGCUCGUUCCAGACUUUCCGACAAGCCAAGACAGAAAAGAAGUGGCUUCGUGUCCAUCCGUAUCAAGAGUGGUACGACAUGUAUCGACAAUCCGUGUCGGAUGAACUUCAACAAUUCUUUGACUUCUAUUGCAAGCCUGGCAGUGUCAAAGACACCAACUGGGAAACCUUAACACCCAAGGUUCGCCUUUCACUUCUCGGCUUUGAGGCAGAUGGAAGUUCCGCGACGACUGUUGUUGAAAGGCAUGAGCAGAGUUACCCGCUUGCAAGACAAAGGCUACGAACCGUAUUCCUAGACGGAAAAACAGGAAAGCUGGUGGAUACAAGGCCAGAUCAGGAAUCCAUAAAGUCAUAUGAAGGAAAGAGUUUGACUGGUAGAUUGACCUUUACAGCUACGUUUGACGUCGCAACUGAGCUGGCUGGUUACCCAAAGGUAGUGCUACACAUGUCAUGCCCUGAUCAUGAUGAUUUCGACGUCGUUGUGCAGAUCCGCAAGAUUGACAACAAAGGCCGGCAGCUCUCACAUCUCAACUACCCUUGUCCUGUUGCUAUUGACGAGGUACCCGAUGUAAACACGGCGAAAACUUUAGGCCCGCAGGGCUUCCUUCGAGCUUCGCACAGCGUCUCUCUUAAUGGAGAUGGCGGGCCUGUUGUUUCCGACGAUCUGUCGCGCAAGACAGACGUUUUGUACAGCCACCGCGUUCGACAGCCCAUCAGUCCGGGUACAAUUGUCCGCCUAGAGAUCCCAAUCUGGCCGGUUGGGAUGGUAUUUGCUGCUGGAGAGGGCAUAGCACUGAACGUUUCUGGACAUGAUAUGUGCCUGCCUGAGACUGACUUGUGUCGCUUGACAGAACCAGAGGAUGAGAAUGUCGGGCGGCAUUAUGUUCAUACUGGAGGGAAGUACGACAGCCAUUUGAUCAUUCCUGUUAUAAUGGGGUAG
Messenger RNA from Fusarium odoratissimum NRRL 54006, 1851 nucleotides. RefSeq lists its product as uncharacterized. Lineage: Eukaryota; Fungi; Ascomycota; Sordariomycetes; Hypocreales; Nectriaceae. Gene Ontology annotation, molecular function: dipeptidyl-peptidase activity. The coding region runs from base 1 to 1851 and encodes 616 amino acids. The record is from RefSeq and is a predicted model, not a curated record. The transcript is spliced from 3 exons.